Molecule: messenger RNA, 1200 nt
Organism: Lodderomyces theae
Lineage: Eukaryota; Fungi; Ascomycota; Pichiomycetes; Serinales; Debaryomycetaceae
Exons: 1
Coding region: 1-1200 (399 amino acids)
Source: RefSeq, a predicted model, not a curated record
AUGGAGAGAGUAUAUACAGCUGUAUCUAUAUCUUUAUUUACCAACAAGAGACUAGCAAUAUACUGUGAUACUCAAGCACAUUCCAUCAACAAUUUCAUCGAGUAUAUAUUACAACCAAAUGGGUUCAAUGAGGGACUGUAUACUGUGAUUGAUUUAUUGCAAUAUGUGACUAUUGAAGACAUACUACACCAAUCAACAACAACAUCAUCGUCAUCCAAUAGAGAUGGCAGUCUUCAAUUUAAGAAUGUGAUUAUAUGGCAAAACUUGCAACACUUGGACAACACACGUCAGAAGCAAUUGUACCAACUAAUUUUGCAGAUUGACAACUAUGGUAAAAGCUCAUCCACAAAUAAGAAUCUACCGACAACGAUAUCUACCAACAACCAUGUUUUCAAAGUUAUCAAGCCCCUGCUAUUUACAAUAAUCCCAUUCCUAGAGUAUGGCUUGUACGAUUACAAAAUUUACCCGUACUUAAAGGAAAUGUUUUGGUCAAGUGUUACAUUCCCCACAACGACAGCAUACAACAAAUUGGUAAAUUUGAUACCUAAUUACCAAUCAGCAAUUCUUAAACUGAGGUGUAAGAUGGACACAGUGUUUAUAAGUCCCACCAUCAAGAGUUACAUCUAUUCUUUAAUUGUUUUCAUUAGAUGCCAUCGGUUGGCGUCAUUGGCUCCAAAGCUGGUACGGGUACCAACUGCCACCGUGUCGUAUAUGGAGGACUAUUGCAAAUCAUUAGUACUAUGGAGAAGACAAUUGCAACUGAAUCGAACCAGUAUGACCGAUACCACAGUAAUUGAUGACGAGGAAAAUGUGUUGGAAAAAACUGCCACUGCUGCAGUAGACUUGGAAUUGGAGGAAGAGGAAGCAGGGUUGUUUGUGACUCCAGAGUAUGUCAAGAUUGCAAUAAGGAAUAUCGGAUACUGGCUAGUUGAUUGGGAAACUAAUCGAAAAUUUGCAAAUACCAAAGACUUGAAAGCAGAUGCAAAGAUCAGCGACACUAGUAACGCCCAAAAUGAAACGGUGUUGAGUAACAAAAAGUUGGAGAUAUCAAUGUUGACAGGAGACUGGUAUGGAAGUGAAUAUUAUUGUGCAAAUGAAUUUCUCAAAAGUUAUAAAGCAACGAGGGAUGAUGAAAGUCCAACGGGGAUGACAAAUAGACUAGUGGAUGAUGCUAUUGAAGAAGCCAGGCCACCUUUGUAA